UCCAGAUCAGGUUGCAGCUGUGGGAUACGGCAGGCCAAGAGCGAUUUCGUAGCCUCAUCCCGAGUUACAUCAGAGACUCCGCCGCCGCCGUCGUAGUGUACGACAUCACAAAUGUCAACUCCUUCCAGCAAACCACCAAAUGGAUCGACGACGUGAGAACGGAGCGGGGAAGCGACGUCAUCAUCAUGCUGGUGGGAAACAAGACGGACCUUGCAGACAAAAGAAAACAACAACAACAACACCACCUGCCGACCAAGCAUUCGACGUUGCGAUGUGCAGCGAGUACUACGACAAGCUUGAAAUCAACAGAAAUGCGACAGACGCAGACGUCAAAAAGGCGUAUCGACGUCUGUCACUCAAGUUUCAUCCGAGCAGCAACAAACAACCUGAAAGUGCUGAGAAAUUUUACCAGCUGGGUGAAGCCUACGAUGUUUUGAGUGACCCUCGCAAAAAGGCAACGUACGACAAGUUUGGAGUGGAGGGCCUGAAAGGCGGAAUCCCUUACGAGUUCGGCAGCGGCGGCGCUUGGUCGUCCAAAUACGUCUACCACGGCAAUCCAGACAAAACCUUCCGACAGUUUUUUGGCAGUGACAACCCGUUUGCAGACUUCUACACCAACGACAUCCCCCUGCUGCUGGGCGGCCUGCUCCCAGAGGAGGUCAAGACGCAAGAUCCCCCCAUCGAGAGAGAUCUUCAUUUGUCCCUGGAUGACCUCUUCCACGGUUGCACUAAAAAAAUCAAGAUUUCUCGAAGGGUCAUGAACGACGAUGGCUACACGUCGGGUAUUAAGGAUAAGAUUCUGUCUAUCGAUGUAAAACCCGGAUGGAAAGAAGGCACGAAGGUGAUUUUCUCCAAAGAGGGCGAUCAGGGCCCGAACAAGAUCCCCGCAGAUAUCGUGUUCAUAGUGCGACAGAAGAUUCACCCCCAGUUCAAAAGGCAAAACAAUGACUUGAUCUACCAGGCCCAGAUUUCACUGGCAAUGGCCUUGACGGGCUGUUCUGUCAACGUGGAAACACUCGAUGGCAGACUACUCAACGUUCCCAUCAACGACAUUGUGCACUUCACCUACCAAAAAGUGGUGACUGGCGAGGGGAUGCCGCUCUCCCACAAUCCUUUGCAGCGAGGAAACCUCAUCCUUAUUUUUGGCAUCCAGUUUCCUGAGAGGCUCUCCCCGGACAGGAAGGAUCUCAUCAAACAAGCUCUACUUUUUAAAAAUUGAUCACAUGUGGCCACAUUUUUUUUUUUUUUUUUGCCAUCACGGAGCAAAGGAGAGAAAUCGCAGCGGUCGGGAAUCGGCGGUCUAAAUCAUCCCACCUGCAGUCGGACUUUGGCCGUGUCCAGCGGGAAGGUCACCAGGUCAGCUACGCAGGCCGCCGCGCCAGCGCCAAAGAACUUGACCGUCGCCGAGGGCGGCGCCU
Phyllopteryx taeniolatus (common seadragon) is the source of this 1418-nucleotide messenger RNA. RefSeq names its product DnaJ heat shock protein family (Hsp40) member B13 (gene dnajb13). Gene Ontology annotation, cellular component: cytosol. NCBI's taxonomy places the organism in Eukaryota, Metazoa, Chordata, Actinopteri, Syngnathiformes, Syngnathidae. The transcript has 11 exons. Gene Ontology annotation, molecular function: protein-folding chaperone binding. The record is from RefSeq and is a predicted model, not a curated record. Bases 140 to 1219 code for a protein of 359 amino acids.